AUGAGCAUAGUAGAUAUCAAGAGGCCUCAGAAGCCGUUGUUUGAACCGCGCAAGAAGGCCAAGAUCCUCCUGGAGACUGGACAUGGAAAGUCCGUCAACCACUUUUCACAGAGUGCUCGCGUUCUGCAAUCGCGUCCCCAUGGCACCCCUUCAGAGCAGCCCGUGGCUCGUAACAUCCUCACAAAGUCCACUCUGGAACGCCCGUUAUCAAGGAUAUCAGGUUACAAGAUCAGCACCGAGGCCAUGACUCUGGCAGGAAAAUCUCGCUCAAAGGCAUCUUCCAGCUCCUCAGCUUCAUCGAACACAUACCCUUUGCCAAUACCAUCGGCCGGAUCAUCCUCAUCAACAGAUUCGACACCAGCAUCUACAGCAAUAGCCACAGCGACGACAAUAGCGAGAACUCUCGAUCACCCUCGACUAUCCUCCCAUAAAAGCGACAUUGGCUCAGCAUCCCCGCUGCUUCAGCCUACUCGCUCCUUGACAUUCUCGGGUCCAGUGAGUGUAUCAGGAAACAAGUCCUCAAAGCAGCCUUCUUCAGAUUCUCCUUUCUCAGGAUCACCCUUCUUGUCCAGCAGACCACUUUCCAGGAUACCAUCAUCGAAAUCAUCCUUGUCAGUAUCCAAACGACUUUACCGGACGCAGGGUUUACUCCGACAGACUACCCUCGUCACUCCAUUCAUGACCAAGCUGGAGACGAAUGCACUUUUGCCCAUCAGGAAACCUACUACGUUGUCCGAGGAUACACCGUGGAUGCAGAGGAACUCUACCAACAAGGAUGACAAAGUAAAAAACGACACCGAGCCUCUGCAUAAGGAAAGCAGUGAUGAGAACGAGGAUGACCAAGUUGAGGAUGGGACAGUUGAAGAACUGCAGAUCGGUUCUGCUCUUGAAUCUUGCACAGCCGCCAUGACAGCAUUAUCGCCACCCUCCGCCAAAAAGAUCUCGAAGGCUCCUAUUUCUUCGAGUCUUCGGAUGCUUUACCAGCCCUCUUUCGUGGAUCUUGACCCCGAAGUGAUUAGCCUUUCCCUACCUAACCCUGACUCUGGAACGAUUACGUUCACUCUCUCGGACGACGACAGCCACGACCACACCUCCGACGAGCAGCCCUUGGGCGGCAAGGAUAAAGUCAGUCGUCCUCAUGCGUCGCACAAGUCACAAUCUUCCAGCUCCAUUUCGACCAAUACUAAACGACCGAUCAUGUGGCGACGACACCAGACAAUGAUCUCGAGUCGAAGCGAGUUCAUGAAGACUUUGGAGACGAACAAUGUCAGCACAAAGAAGGCUAUGGUCAUUGUUUCCGAUAGCUACACUCCAGACCCUUUACGCGAGGAGUGCAUGAUCUUGCCGUCGGCAAACUUUAUCACCAAACCUAACGAUACCACCCGACGCGUCAGUCCCAAAACCGUGGUGGAUGUGCUGGAAGGCAAAUACAAGGACCAAUACGACCUGCUCCAUAUUAUCGACUGCCGGUUCCCGUACGAAUUUGAAGGCGGGCACAUCAAGUCGGCGGUCAACAUCAACACCACGGACGAAUUGGACAAGUUGUUGCUGCAGCCAGCGACGACCGACAAGCGGGUCCUUUUGAUCUUUCAUUGUGAAUUCUCAUCCAAGCGAGCACCCCGACUGGCGCGUCACCUUCGAAACCAGGAUAGGGCAUGGAAUGUCUCGCACUACCCUGCACUGUUCUACCCAGAGGUGUAUGUGAUGGAGGGAGGGUACUCGAGUUUCUUUGAAGAGAACAAAUCCUACUGCUGGCCAGAGGCGUAUGUCAAGAUGUAA
Molecule: messenger RNA, 1779 nt
Organism: Linnemannia hyalina
Lineage: Eukaryota; Fungi; Mortierellomycota; Mortierellomycetes; Mortierellales; Mortierellaceae
Source: the annotation of a GenBank genome assembly